Messenger RNA from Haliotis rubra (blacklip abalone), 2517 nucleotides. RefSeq names its product glutenin, high molecular weight subunit DX5-like. NCBI's taxonomy places the organism in Eukaryota, Metazoa, Mollusca, Gastropoda, Lepetellida, Haliotidae. The record is from RefSeq and is a predicted model, not a curated record. The transcript is spliced from 7 exons. The coding region runs from base 1 to 2517 and encodes 838 amino acids.
AUGCGUCAGGCCAGGCCAGGCCAGGCCAGGCUGGACAGCCAGCCAGUCAGGCCAGGCCAGGCCAGCAGGCCAGGCCAGGCCAGGCCAGUCAGGCCGGCCAGGCCAGGCCAGUUGCAGCCAGCCGCCAGGCCAGGCCAGGCAGGCCAGGCCAGCCCAGGCCAGGCUGGCAGGCCAGGCCAGGCCAGGCCAGGGCCAGGCCAGGCCAAACAGGCCAGGCCAGUGACCAGGCCAGGCCAGGCCAGGCCAGGCCAGGCCAGGCCAGACAGCCAGCGGCAGGCCAGGCCAGGGUCAUCACAGCAGGCCAGGCCAGGUCAUCACCAGUCAGCCAGCCGGCCAGUCAGGCCAGGCCGCGUCAUGCCGGGCCAGUCAGGCAACAGUCCGGCCGCUUCAGGCCAGGCAUGGCCGUCAGCCAGUCUUCAGGCCAGGGCCGGGCCGGGCAGUGGCCGGCCAGGCCAGGUCACAGUCAGGCAUUGCCAGUCAGGCCAGGCCGUCAGCCAGGCCAGCCAGGCCAGGCCAGUGCCAGGCCAGGCCAAGACACAGGCCAGGCCAGGCCAGCCACAGGUCAGUCGGCCGGCCGGUCAGCCGGCCAGGCCAGUCACAAGGUCAGCCAGGUCAGCUUCAGGCCAGCGGCAGCCCGAGCCAGGCCAGGCCAGGCCAGGCCAGGCCAAACACAGUCAGACCAGCUCAGGCCAGGCCAGGCCAGAAACGCCAGCCGUCAGGCCAGCCAGCCAGGCCACAGCUUCAGGCCAGACACACGCCAGGUCAGGCCAGGCCAGGCCAUGCGUCAUUGCGUCAAGGCCAGACACAAUGCCAGUCAAUACCGGCCGGUCAUCGGGUCAUCGGUCACCGGGUCAUCGGCCGGUCGGUCAUCACCGGUCAUCCGGGGUCAUCGGUCAUCGGUCAUCGGGUCAUCGGGCUAUCGGUCAUCGGGUCAUCGGUCAUUGCGGGCCAGCGGGUGAUUACAGGCUUGAAAUGAGGUCAGCCAGUACCGGUAGGCCAGGCCAGGCCAAACACGCGUCAGACAUAUCGCGCCAGGCCAGGCCAGGCCAGGCCAGGCCAGGCCAUGCCAGGCCAGACUCGCCGCCAGGCCAUACAGACACAGGCCAGUCAGGCCAGGCCAGGCCAGCCAGCGUCAGCCAGUCAGCUCAGCCAGCCACCCAGGCCAGCGCCAGGCCAGGCCAGGCCAGCCGGUCAGCCAGGUCAGCCAGGCCAGGCCAGGCCAGACAGGCCAGUCAGCCAUACCAGGCCAGGUCACGCCAGGCCAGGCCAGGCCAGGCCGUUCAAGGUACAGACACGGCGCCGAACAGGCCAGGCCAGACAGCCAGCUUCAGGCCAGAUUACGGUCACCAGCCAGGCCAGGCCAGGACGCGUGCCAGGCCAGUCACACAAGUGCCAGGCCAGUCCAGGCCAGGCCAAACAUGCGUCAGACACAGUCCAGGCCAGGCCAGGCUUCACCAGGCCAGCCAGUCAGCCAGCCACACGCCAGUGCCAGGCCAGCCACACAGUCAGGCCAGGCCAGGCCAGUCCAGUAAAACGCUUCAGGCCGCCAAGUCAGCCAGCCAGUCAGCCAGUCAGUCAGCCAGCGUCAGCCGCCAGUCAGCCAGACCGCUACAGGCCAGCGCCAGCGUCAAGACGCCAGGCCAGGCCACAGCCGCGUUCAGGCCAGACAACGCCGAAACAGCCAGUCAUCGGGUCAUACCAGGUCAGGCCAGGCCAAAACAGGCUUCAGGCCUGGCGCUCGAACAGGCCGGUGAUCACGGCCAGAUCACAGUCAGGCCAGGCCAGGCCCAGGCCAGGCCAAACCACAGGCUCAGGCCAGGCCACCAGGCUGGUAUCAGGCCAGGCCUGGUACCAGCUCAGGUCAUAUCAGGUCAUACCAGGCCAGGCCAGGCCAGCCGGUAUCAUAACAGGCCAUACCAGACACAGGCCCAGGCUCAGGCCAUACCAGGCCAGGCCGUGCUACGGCGUCAGGCCAGGCCAGGCCAGACAGGCUCAGGCCUGAAAAUCAAAAUCACAAGGUCAGACACAACAACAGCCAGGCCAGAAACAGGCUUCAGGCCAGCCACCCAGCCAGGCCGUCGGUGCCUGCGUCAUACCGCGCCUCAGGCCCAGGCCCAGGCCGCGCUCGAGACGCGCCAGGCCCAGACUGCGCCUGCGCCGAAAAUCGCGCUCAGGCUCAGACACCAACGCCGAAAAUCGGUACCAGACAUGCUGGCCAGGCCUGCGCUCAGGCCAGCUCAGUCAGUCAGUCAGUCAUCGCCAGCCCACCAACCCGGUUCCACGUCCGGCCUCGGUCCCGACGACGCCCGCAACAUCAUCUCAACUCGGCCGACGACGUCUACCAUCAUCCCGCCAAAACGACGUCACCAUUAUCCAACACCAAAUCAUCGACGCAUUAUCAACCCGCGCUUAUUCAGCGUAGCCUUUAUGACUAUACUAGUUGGACCACUGAAUAAUAUCACGCUACAAAAUGAACUUGAACAGCAACAUUUUCCAGGUUAUCAUUUGCGCCUCUAA